AUGUCGGCGCCUACAACAGACAGUACAGAAGCUAUCACCAACUCCGGCUAUGGCAGCAGCGAUGAGACUGCCAGUCUACUCGUCACCGGUCCAGCAGUCACCGUCAUCGUCCCAGCAGAAAACAGAACAGUCAAACCAGUUCUGCAAAGACAAGACUGCACAACCCACCUUCGCCCACAACUAUCCGGCGGACCGGGUAGCGAGGAAAGUGCCACAUCCAUUAGAAUGGAAGAGAGUACUGCAAGAAGUGUCCCAGAUAUCGAGUUACAGUGCCGAGAGCCGGCAGACCGACCUCAGACACUCGUGUCCCCCAUAGCGACGUGCUCGCACAGAGGGUCAGUGACCACGUGCCAGUUAGUUCCACAAACGUACUCGAGAUGUCGCGUCUGCGAGCGGCGGCAAUCCACGGCACCAAUAUCGGCCUUACAACUAGCGCGCUCUGUGUCGCGAGAGAGCGUUCGCUCGGCGGUACACUACCCUUGCGGGUGCAGUUCGCUUCAUGCCGUCAGUACGUGCCCCGUCAUACAACCCCCAGCGUUACUGUUGCCUACAACUAGUACGAGGAUUAUCCGCCAGAGCUCGCAGCCAGAGUCUAGCGCAUGCGCGGCACACUGCCCUCAUCACGCUCACCACCACCCCAGCGCCUCCCUGCGGCAGUUACGAGAACCCGGCGAUGGCAUCGCUGGGAUUGCUGCGGACUCGCUGCGAAUCAACGGGGGUAUGCGCCCUUUCAAACAGGGGCUGCUCCUCUGUCCACAAACCCUGUCGCAGACGCGCCGAGCCCGGCUGAGACGUGCAUUCACUGAAGCCACGGGGGAUACUGUUAACUACGUUAAAACGGCCUGUUCAGGACCUCGGGAUCAGAUGACACAGCUGCGGAAGCCGGUGUCGACGCUCUCGAUCCCGGGCGCGAUGAAGGCGUACUCGGGGGGCGGGAGGGACGCGGGAGGAGAGGAAGCGGGCGUCGCACUAGUCGGCGUGCACAGCGAGUACCCGCGCUUCGGCGAAGAACGGGCGCUUGGCGGUGGCACGUACAAAGGCGGGGGAACGGCGAAGCACAAACCCAAUAUAGGAUAUAGGUUAGGUAGAAGAAAGGCGUUAUUCGAAAAAAGGAAACGAAUAAGUGACUACGCUUUAGUAAUGGGAAUGUUUGGUAUAAUAAUUAUGGUUAUAGAAAAUGAACUUUCAAGUGCUGGUGUAUAUACUAAGGCGUCAAUAUAUUCGCAGGCGUUGAAGACGCUUAUAUCAAUGUCGACUGUGAUUUUACUUGGCCUAAUCGUCGCGUAUCACGCUUUAGAAGUACAGUUAUUUAUGAUAGACAACUGCGCUGACGACUGGCGGAUAGCAAUGACGUGGCAGCGGAUAGCACAAAUCGGCCUCGAGCUGGCUAUCUGCGCCGUGCAUCCUAUCCCUGGACAAUAUACCUUUACUUGGACCACUAAGCUCGCCAACAAAGGAGGAGUUAUAGGCGUUGAAGUAGUUCCUUAUGACGUCACCCUGUCUCUGCCGAUGUUCUUUCGACUCUAUUUAAUAUGCAGGGUCAUGUUGCUUCACAGUAAAUUAUUCACUGAUGCUUCAUCAAGAAGUAUAGGAGCUUUAAACAGAAUUAAUUUUAACACUAGAUUUGUCUUGAAGACACUAAUGACAAUUUGUCCAGGCACGGUGUUACUAGUUUUUAUGGUAUCUCUAUGGAUAAUCGCAAGCUGGACGCUUCGCCAGUGCGAAAGGUUCCACGAUGAAGACCAUGCCAAUUUGCUAAACUCAAUGUGGCUGACAGCUAUAACGUUCCUCUGUGUCGGCUACGGCGAUAUAGUCCCCAACACUUACUGCGGCCGUGGCAUUACCCUCACCUGCGGUAUGGUGGGAGCUGGAUGCACAGCGUUAUUAGUCGCGGUUGUUUCAAGAAAAUUAGAAUUAACUAGAGCCGAGAAGCACGUUCAUAACUUCAUGAUGGACACACAACUUACUAAAAGACUGAAAAAUGCAGCUGCCAACGUGCUUCGGGAGACGUGGUUAAUAUACAAACACACGAGGCUUGUCAAACGAGUCCAUCCUGGAAGAGUGAGGACACAUCAAAGAAAGUUUUUGUUAGCUAUUUACGCGUUGCGGAAAGUGAAGAUGGAUCAAAGAAAGCUAAUGGACAACGCGAACACAAUAACAGAUAUGGCAAAGGACCCCUUUCUCUUGCAGACCCAGAACACAGUCUAUGAGAUUGUUUCGGACAUGAGCACGAGACAAGACACCAUAGAAGAGAGGCUGACUAGUUUAGAAGAAAAACUUACUUCAUUACAGGAACAAGUAAAUAAUUUACCAGACGUCAUGGCUCGGUGCUUGCAGCAGUGUUGGGAACGGGCGGAGCAGAGAAGAAACUUCCUGCAUCCUGACACUGCUGCAGUACCUACUCCGCCUUCAUCUACUAUUACGCCUUAUACUAGGACGCUAGCAACAGCGUCACACCCGUGGCCACCCAGCCCGGUGCUGCAGCCGGCGGGGCGCACGCACUCGGCUCCCGAGAGCACGACCACGCACUCGCCUUCACCAGCGCAGCCGCAGCCCUCGAGCCCCGCCCCACACGCGACUCGGCCCCCUCUACCCAGCUGAGUACCGCCUUCCAACUCCGAACUCCUGUGCUGAACUCGACGAAACUCGGCGCCCGUCCUCUGACCCCCCCUUCACGACUACGCCCGAAAGAGGUGGCCGGGGAAGUUGUUUUACUACGGAAGACAGAGAUUUGAAGAUACUAGUUCAAUGAACGCUUUGCACGAAACAUGUUGAGUUUUUCGGUUAUCAAGCCACAAAACUCAAGUUUGCUGUCGUUUAAUUACCAAGCACUGUACAGCACGCAACACAAAAAUGGAAAUAAAUCGAACAAAAUUUUCUUAUAUCCAUUUUACUCUCACGUUUAUUUUAUAAAUUUGCAAAUCAAAACGAACAAUUACCAUGUGAAGAUUUGUAUUUUUAUACUGACACAAACUGUACUCGUUUAUUGAAACUAUUUUCGACAUCUUUAUCUUGCGUUGGGUGAUGAACGGAAUAAAGUGAAACGAUUUUCUCGGCAUGCCAAUGGACCACGCCGCGGUGCGAUACAGGUCAGCCGUAGUUUUCUUCGCUGUUCCCCAAAGUUUCGGAUGUGCCAGACUGUUUUCUAGUGAUAUUGUUUAGAUAGUGAAAAGAAAUGAGGCGGUACGGACUUGCUGUUGUGAUUAUACAAAUGCUUUAUCGAUAGACGCUUUAGCUAAUUACGUUAGACGAUAUUUUGAAUACAUUAUCAGCAUUAGUAUAGGUAGUUAUUACCUACACGUUCACGUUUUAUCUGAUGUUAAUGGAACCAAUAACACUGUUUUAUAUGCUGAGUGUGUUUUUACUAAGGUUUUUGUGAUCGCCACCAAUAUUACGGCAUUGAGAAGUCUUUGGAAACGAAUUUAUGAGUACCUAGUCACUUUCAUAGAUUUCUUAAUGUACAGACACCAUAGCAGUAAAAUUAUAAUAAUAGUGACUAAAUAAAUAAUAGUUAACACAUAGAUUUGCAUUUAUUUCAUGCAGUCAUUAAGAAACUGACUGCAUUGCAUAGGCAUUUACUGUAAAGUACACUUAGCGGUCACUAUAGAUUGGUUUCGGUUCCUUGUGUAAGUAUUUGCCAUUAUAUGGACAGUAACACAAUUUGGAAUAACUAUAUCACAAUGACAGAUUUAGCUAUGAAAUAUAAACUAUACAUGUAUAACUCCAUCUACUUUAGAAUUGUUAAUGUCAUCUUCGAUAGUAUUCGAAUAGUAAUUGAAAUAUAUUUUAUACAAACUUAUGAAUACAAUGAUCUGACCACUUUAUUUGUAAUAUAUUUUAAAUAUUUAAGGACUCCAUAAAACUAAGUUUUAUUGAGAUUUGCAAUAAGGGAACUGAGUUUUAUAGAGACAUCGAAACAAAAUUUAAUAAUAAAUGUUGAGGUCAGAUUAUGGCCACGUAUGACGUGGUGUAGCAUAAGCUAAGUGUGUUUCCAUUGGAUUGUUCGAAAACUAUCGAAGCGAGAUAAUUGCACAUAUUCUAAGAGAAACCUGUAUACACACUUUUAGAUAUAUGAUUAGGUAAAUUGAAUUGUUACUACCUGCCUAUUGACAUGUAGAUUGUAAACAAUUUUUUCUAAGAAUUAGACUAAGUAAAGCUUUGUAUAAGACAUAAGAUUGAUGGCUGUCUAAAUAGUGCCUAAAACACUACGAAAUUUCGAUAAUUCAGUUUUAUUAUCUUAAUAACUUAUGAAUGUAAAUAGGUAAUUUGAGAGCAUAAUAUUUAGUAAAUAUCUGAAUUUUGUAGCUGUACGAGUUGUAUGAUGGGAUCAAUUUGUUUGUACAUUUUAGUUUUAAAUGUCCUUCCCUUCUUUGUUGUUGAUUGGUUAUAUUUAUUUGAAAGACUAAUGAAAAAUCGGAUUUUGCAUUGAACAUAAGUAUCAGAACCAGUUUUACUGUUGUCACGGACUUUGCUCAAACAAAUCAGCACUGAUUUUUCAGAAAUCAAAAUCAAUUUAAAUAAAAUAGAUAGAUUGGCAUUACAUAAUUGACCUACAUGCAUAGAAUAGACCAAUGUGUUAAUAAAAUAGAAAUAGAUAGAUCUAAAAUAGACUUAUUAGCCUAUCUACAUAAGACAUAAAUCUAUAAAAUCAGGAAUUCAGGAUAUUUUAACACCAAGUAAGGAUGUCCAUAAAAAAAGAUAAAUAAUAUUGAGAAAAUCUUUUUUUACUAGUUGGCUAUGCAAUUUAUCACCAAAUUAUUCUUAAAUUUUGUAAAGAUGGAAGAAAAUUCUAAAAUAUUUAUUAGCUUAAAAUAAACUUAUCAUAAGUUGUUACAAUUGCACUCGCCUUAUAAAUAUUAUAAUGUUUUCUGCCAAUUAUUAAUUUAGAGGCACGGUAGAGUCUCAGCCAAGUUAGCAAAGCUAAUAGUCGAUACCUUCAUUAUGCUGAUUUAUUUUUACUUUACCUACAUAAAACAGUUCUUACUCAAAAGAAAAUCUUGAAAUCAACAGUAUUUAAAAUAUGUAAUUAAAAUACAUAUUAUCCAUCAACUGAAUAAAUAAGAAUUGAUUUAAUUUGGCCCUAUGUUUGACUAUAUAUUUUCUUUAUAUAUUACUAUAUAUUAUUCUUCUGUUAUGUUACAAUUACUGUAAUUAGGUAGGAUAAUAAAUAAUCCUCUAAUUUAAUUGUUCGUAAUAUUAUACAAAAAACACCAACUAGUAUAUUUAGAUAUACGACAGAAUUAGUGUAGAAAUUAAAAAAUAUUUCCUGCAUUAUAUUUAUUAUUAAAUUAAUAUCUUACCCAUCUUAUUAAAACUUUUCCUAAAAAUUUUCAUAAACAGUGUUUUAAAAAAAUACUUUCUAUAUUCCCUAGUGUUUGUAACUACCUCGACAUUUUUACACGUCAUAAUUACCUACAGUUUAACUAGUAACUGCCACUUUAGGUGUUUUGCUUUCAAUUUCUUUACUUAAAUCAUUAGAAAUUCUUUCUCAUGUCCUAUCCCCACUGUUAUCAAAUAUUAUCAACAUUUUGUUUUGACUUUUCUCUGGUUUUCCUGUCUUACUUUGACCACGACAAUCUUUGAAAUCCAAAACGCACAAUAUAAAUAAUAUAAAAAGUGGCAUUUUAGUAAAACUAGGUAUUUACAUUAUCGGUCUUUACCUAACAGUAGCCUAAUAAAUUGUCCCCAUUAUGAAGAAUUUUGAAGAGUCUAGUCAUUAAGAUUAAAUUGCUUUAUAGUCUGUUUUGUCUAGGACAGUUGUUCACAAAAGUGUUUGUACUCGUACUAUUUAUAUUUUAUCAAUUGAACUCUUAUUCCUAUCAACUAGAAUAUAAUUUAUACCUUUCAAUGAUAUUUAAAAGUAUAAUUAUACCUAUCGAACACUUUUGCGAGUGAGUCCCAAUUUUAGCUAAAUUUCAAAGUAAAAAAAAACUAUUUAUUUAUAAAUAAGAAUUGACCAAAAUGUUGUUUAAGAAACGUAGAAUUUGUAAAUAAUAAGCGAAAAAUCAGUAAGACAUUAUGUAUAAAGUAAUAAUGUAAAUACCAGUUGUAUUUGCGAAUUUUAAUGUAAAUAAAGUAAAAAAUAAUAAAAGUACGGUUCCAGUAAAAUUAUUUUUAAAUAAUACGUUCAAUUGUAUAAUGAAAUUUUAAGUUGUAUGCCAACGGAAUGUUCUAUGCGGUGCGUAAACAAAAGAUAUGAAACUUUUGUGAUCAUUGUUGAAGAAAUGAAAGUGUAACUUCGAUUAUAUGAGCUGUAGUAUUUUUUAAAUUGAUUUUUAUUUACACCCUAUGCCUAAAGUUGAAAAUAAACUUGAUGAAGUAAU
Molecule: messenger RNA, 6323 nt
Organism: Helicoverpa armigera (cotton bollworm)
Lineage: Eukaryota; Metazoa; Arthropoda; Insecta; Lepidoptera; Noctuidae
Gene: SK
Product: small conductance calcium-activated potassium channel protein
Exons: 16
Coding region: 1-2601 (866 amino acids)
Biological process (GO): potassium ion transmembrane transport
Cellular component (GO): plasma membrane; neuronal cell body; neuron projection
Molecular function (GO): small conductance calcium-activated potassium channel activity; calmodulin binding
Source: RefSeq, a predicted model, not a curated record